Manihot esculenta (cassava) is the source of this 1719-nucleotide messenger RNA. RefSeq names its product 7-deoxyloganetin glucosyltransferase. The record is from RefSeq and is a predicted model, not a curated record. Lineage: Eukaryota; Viridiplantae; Streptophyta; Magnoliopsida; Malpighiales; Euphorbiaceae. Gene Ontology annotation, molecular function: UDP-glycosyltransferase activity. The coding region runs from base 16 to 1581 and encodes 521 amino acids. The transcript has 2 exons.
AAACACGUGCGGGCAAUGCCCUCUACCUUUCCCAAAUAUGAAAAAUUGGGAAAGUUGUUCAUAGUGUAUGAAAACAGGGACUUUAUCAUCGUUCUCAGAAGUUGUGUAAAAGAGAGAGAACCAACAAAAAUGGAGUCCGUAGCCAAUCCUGAAAAGCCUCAUGCACUAUGCAUCCCUUAUCCAUCUCAAGGCCACAUCAAUCCCAUGCUAAAACUAGCCAAACUCCUCCACCACAAUGGCUUUCAUAUUACUUUCCUUCACACUGACCACACCCACCAAUGCCUCCUCGAAUCUCUAGGACCCAACUCUCUCAAUGGCCUGCCUUCUUUCCAUUUCCGUACAAUUCCCGAUGGGCUUCCUUCCACCAGCACUUCCACCCGCAACACGCCCUCCCUAUGCCGGUCAAUGAGUGAAACUUGCUUACCUCACCUUAGAAACCUGAUCUCAGAGCUCAAUCACUCUUCUUCAUCCAAUGUUCCUCCUGUAACUUGCAUAAUUUCAGAUGGGGUCAUGAGCUUCUCACUUGAUGCAGCACAAGAGCUUGGAAUCCCUCAUGUUUUGUUUUGGACGACUGGUGCUUGCGCGUUUAUGGCCUAUCUCCACUUUCGCCACUUGAUUGACAAGGGUCUCGUACCAUUCAAAGAUGAGAGUUACUUAACAAAUGGUGUUCUUGAUACUGUUAUAGAUUGGAUUCCAGGCUUGAAUGGUAUCCGUUUGAGGGACAUCCCAAGUUUUAUCAGAACUACAGAUCCUGAAAACUUUAUGCUAAAUUUUCUGAUCUCAGAGACUCAAAGAGCUAAAGAGGCGUCUGCUAUUGUAUUGAAUACAUUUGAAGCAUUAGAGAAUGAGGUUUUUGCUGCCCUUGCUUCAUUACCAUUGCCUCGUGUAUACUCCAUCGGCUCCCUUCAACUCCUCCUCAAUCAGGCAGCAGAUGAUAGGCUAAAGUCCAUUCAAUCAAACUUAUGGAAAGAAGAAUCUGGGUGUCUUGAAUGGCUUGAUUCGAAAGAACCCAACUCGGUCAUUUACGUGAACUUUGGAAGCAUGAUCGUCACGACAGGUGACAAAUUGGUGGAGAUUGCUUGGGGACUUGCUAAUAGCAACAAAAACUUUUUGUGGGUCAUUAGGCCUAACCUUGUUUCCGGCACCGCCGCGGUUCUUCCUCCGGAGUUCGUUACAACGACCAAAGAGAGAGGUUUUUUAGCAAGCUGGUGCCCCCAGGAGCAAGUGCUAAGCCACCCAUCUAUUGGAGGGUUCUUAACACACAGUGGAUGGAAUUCAACACUUGAAAGCAUUUGCGGAGGGGUGCCAAUGAUUUGUUGGCCUCGAUCAUCGGAGCAACAAAUGAAUUGCCGAUACUGCUGCUUAGAAUGGGGCAUAGGCAUGGAGAUGAACAGUGAUGUGAAGAGAGAUGAAGUUGAGAGGCUUGUAAGAGUGUUAAUGGAAGGAAAGAAGGGAAAUGAAAUGAAGAAGAAAGCGAUGGAGUGGAGGAAGAUUGCAGAAGAGGCUGCGAGUCCCAAAGGUUCAUCUUUCCAGAAUUUGGACAACGUCGUCAAUCAUGUGCUUCUGUCUUCCAGAAAUUAAACUCUUACCUACUAAACAUAACAAAAUAAAUAAAUUUAUAUCAUGUCAGGUCAUUUUCCGUUUAUAUAUAUAUAUAUAUAUAAAGUGAUGAAAUAUUGAAUUUAAAUAUUAAUUUAUAUUUAAAGCUAAUGAAUAGAA